Molecule: messenger RNA, 1929 nt
Organism: Phodopus roborovskii (desert hamster)
Lineage: Eukaryota; Metazoa; Chordata; Mammalia; Rodentia; Cricetidae
Product: C-type lectin domain family 18 member A
Exons: 12
Coding region: 388-1833 (481 amino acids)
Molecular function (GO): polysaccharide binding
Source: RefSeq, a predicted model, not a curated record
GGCUUGGAGGACAUUGUCCCUGCCAGGGCACAGCCAUCAGUCGCUAAUCCACAGUCCUGGAAUGUCUGUAGGCCAAUCAGCAGGGUCUUUGGGGACUCCCUGAGGGUGCUAAUAAUCCUACAAUGAUUAGCAGGGGCCACAGGGUCAGUGCACACUGCUCUGCUUGCUGUUGUGGAGCAGAUUGGUCAGACACUGAAGCUGGAGUAAGGCAGCGUUUAGAAGGGCUCUAUGUCUCUUUUGAAGCCCCUGCACCACUGAGAGGCGACUGUUUGGGCACAAUGAUGACUCACUAGCCUCUUCCUUUUGUCUGGAAGCUUAGCCUGACUCUUUGAGACUGUGAAUAGCUUCAGGAAGCCUGGGAGGCUAGUUGGACUGCUGAGAGAAGCCAUGUCUACAGCACUAGGCAGGCCAAAGAUUCAUCCAGAGCCUUCCCUGGGGUUGGGAGGCCAGAGCCGAUGGCUUGGUCUCCUGCUUGUGCUCCUAUCUCUCCUUGGCAUCACCUGGACAGAGGUGCAGACACCUCAAAUGGCAGAGCAGGCUCCAGCUCUCCAAGCCCUGAGCAAGAAGGAGAGCUUCUUAAUCCUCUCCCUGCACAACCGUCUGCGCAGCCAGGUCCAGCCUCCUGCAGCCAACAUGCAGAGAAUGGACUGGAGUGAGAGCCUGGCCCAAAUAGCUCAAGCCAGAGCAGCCCUCUGUAGCACUUCAGCCACCCCAAACCUGGCAUCUGCCCCACAGCACACCACACAAGUGGGCUGGAAUGUGCAGCAAUUGCCCGCGGGCUCGGCAUCCUUUAUCGAAGUGGUCAACCUCUGGUUUGCUGAAGGGCUGCAGUACAGACAUGGUGAUGCUGAGUGUGCCCACAAUGCCACCUGCACCCACUACACGCAGCUUGUGUGGGCCACCUCCAGUCAGCUGGGCUGUGGGAGGCACCUAUGCUCUGUGGACCAGGCAGCCAUGGAAGCCUUUGUCUGUGCCUACUCCCCUGGAGGCAACUGGGAUGCAAACGGGAAGACAAUCGCCCCCUAUAAGAAAGGCUCCUGGUGUUCCCUCUGCACAGCCAGUGUCUCAGGCUGCUUCAAAGCCUGGGAUCAUGCAGGGGGCCUCUGUGAGGUCCCCAGAAACCCAUGUCGUGUGAGCUGCCGAAAUCAUGGACAUCUCAACAUUAGCACUUGUCACUGUCACUGUGCCCCUGGCUACACAGGGAAGUAUUGCCAAGUGCGGUGCAGUGUGCAGUGUGUGCAUGGCCGGUUCCGGGAAGAAGAAUGCUCCUGCAUCUGCGAUGUUGGCUAUGGUGGAGCCCAGUGUGCCACCAAGGUACACUUUCCUUUCCACGCCUGUGACCUGAGGAUUGAUGGAGACUGCUUCAUGGUGUCUUCCGAGGCAGACACCUAUUAUGGAGCCAAGAUGAAAUGUCAGGGAAAAGGUGGGGUUCUAGCCCAGAUCGAGAGCCAGAAAGUGCAAGACAUCCUUGCCUUCUACCUGGGCCGCCUGGAGACCACCAACGAAGUGACUGACAGUGACUUUGAGACCAGGAAUUUCUGGAUUGGACUCACCUACAAGACAGCCAAGGACUCCUUUCGCUGGACUACUGGAGAACACCAGUCCUUCACCAGUUUUGCCUUUGGGCAGCCUGACAACCAGGGACUCUGCUGGAUUCCUAAUUUCAUUCCUCUACUUAAGCACUCUUUAUCCUGGCUCCACAGGUUUGGGAACUGUGUGGAAAUGCAGGCAUCUGCCGCCUUCAACUGGAAUGACCAACGUUGUAAAACUCGAAACCGUUACAUCUGUCAGUUUGCUCAGAAGCACAUUUCUCUGUGGGAGCCAGGGCCCUGAGCCUGGCCAGGCAGCUCUCCACCACCCCCUGAGUGCACAAGUCAGUUUGUCUGACUGCUCACCUGUGUGAAGCAAGGGCCUGGCUGGGACUGAAUA